UCCCCCGACUUCUUCAAUCCCCAAUUCGAAUUCUUGGAUCUGAAUUUCACCGAAUUUUGAUCUCCAUGGCGAGUUCUGAAGAAUCGAGUCCUCUUCUGCCAAGGCAACAAGAAACUCAGGCGAAAAAUGAGAACAAUUCAUCGAAUCAAGCCGCUCCGGCCGCUCUAGCUCCUCCGCCGGAGGCGGACGCGGUGAAGCCACCUCCGGCUGUUAUUCCGGUGGGGUGGACCGCCAAUGGCCUUCCGUUGAGAUACAGCGUGACGGGUGAGCCCGUCGCGGCUAGGGCGCAGUGGGAUUCCGGUCUAUGUGCUUGUCUGGGGAGGAAUGAUGAAUUCUGCAGCAGUGAUCUUGAAGUUUGUUUGUUAGGAAGUUUGGCCCCUUGUGUGCUCUAUGGAAGCAAUGUUGAGAGAAUUGGUUCUUCCCCGGGGGCUUUCGCCAAUCACUGCUUGCCUUACACUGGUUUAUACCUGAUUGGGAAUUCGUUUUUUGGUUGGAACUGCCUGGCUCCCUGGUUCUCUUAUCCUAGCCGUACUGCCAUUCGCCGCAAGUUCAAUUUGGAGGGGAGCUGCGAGGCGCUUACCAGAUCAUGUGGGUGCUGCGGGAGCUUUGUGGAAGAUGAUUUGCAACGCGAACAGUGUGAAUCUGCUUGUGACUUGGGAACUCACGUCUUCUGCCACCUAUGCGCCCUGUGUCAAGAAGCUCGUGAAGUUCGUCGUAGGCUUCCCCAUCCUGGGUUCAAUGCCCAACCCGUCUUGGUCAUGAUCCCUCCCGGAGAACAGACAAUGGGUCGCUAAGACACUAAGUGCAAGUAUUGCCCAUUCAGAGAUGGUUCUGCAUUACCUGAUUGUUGUUCUUCUAUUGCCAAUUAAGCCUGCACUGAGUAUACUUUCUUUGUCUGUUUAGAUCAUCAUUUAUAAAUAAGAUAUGUAACAUUUCAGUACCAUAUGUGUUAUACGUAUGAAUUACACAAAGUUGGAAUAAAGAUUGUUUCUGUCCA
Molecule: messenger RNA, 997 nt
Organism: Ipomoea triloba (trilobed morning glory)
Lineage: Eukaryota; Viridiplantae; Streptophyta; Magnoliopsida; Solanales; Convolvulaceae
Product: cell number regulator 8-like
Exons: 3
Coding region: 66-794 (242 amino acids)
Source: RefSeq, a predicted model, not a curated record